This is a messenger RNA of Helicoverpa armigera (cotton bollworm), 3550 nucleotides long. Its product is annotated as inter-alpha-trypsin inhibitor heavy chain H4. The transcript is spliced from 22 exons. The record is from RefSeq and is a predicted model, not a curated record. The coding region runs from base 192 to 3143 and encodes 983 amino acids. Lineage: Eukaryota; Metazoa; Arthropoda; Insecta; Lepidoptera; Noctuidae.
AUAUGUGUACUUAAGCCGUCCGCGAGCGGAGUCCUAACGAGUUCCGCGGCGGACAACGACGAGCACGCACGCUCCCCGACGGCGCGCGAUAGUGACGCUCUACAUUGCUGAGGGUGGACGUGGAACGUGCCAGAGCUUGAGGGACAAUUGGUGCAAUCAUCUCGUUGAGCGUAAACAAACGAGAAAUCAUCAUGAACCGCUAUCUAGCGGUGUUUGGGUGCGUGUGCGCUAUAGCGGCGCUGGCGCACUCUGCUGCGGUGCCAACUCAGGACACUAUGGUCGUCGCCAAGUCUGAUGAUACCAUCGCUACCAGCACUCCGUCAGUAGAGGAGGUCACCACAGAAGAAUCAAGUCCGCCGAUAAAGCUGACGGAAAUGGAAGUAGUGUCGGAGGUAUCUCUGCGGUAUGCGCACACGACGGUGUUGGCGCGCGUGCGCAACCCCGCCAAGCGCGCGCAGGAGGCCAACUUCAGGGUGCUGCUGCCUGAGACUGCCUUCAUCAGCGGAUUUGUUAUGACGCUCGAUGGAAAAUCUUACAAAGCCUACGUAAAAGAAAAAGAAGAGGCGAAGCAGAUUUACCAAAACGCUGUCAGCCAGGGAAUUGGUGCUGCUCACAUUUCUGCCAAAGCUCGUGACUCAAACCACUUCACGGUGUCCGUGAACGUAGAACCUUCUUCAAAUGCUAUCUUCAACUUGACGUAUGAAGAGUUGCUGGUGCGCCGUAACGGCGUGUACAACCAUGCCAUCAACUUGCACCCUGGCGCGCUGGUGCCCAAGCUGACCGUCACCGUCCAUAUCAAGGAGACUGAAAAGCUUAUAGAGCUCAGAGUACCUGAAAUUAGAACUGGAAACGAAAUCGACGCUACUAAGGAUGAUGCUCAGAAUUCAAAGGCGACAAUCGUGAGAGCUCACGACGACCGCGAAGCGACCAUCACUUUCACUCCAGAUCUUCAGGAGCAAGAAAGGCUCAUUCAGAUAUACACGCAAAAGUCAAAGGAGUCGGCUGCCGCCACUCACUCGUACUCGUCGUGGUCAUCUUACUCGGAGCCCGAGGAAGCAGCCCCGGAGGGCGUGCUGGGGCAGUUCGUGGUGCAGUACGACGUAGCCAGGCCUAAGGAUGGUGAAAUAUUGGUAAACGAUGGCUACUUCGUCCAUUUCUUCGCGCCAAGUGAGCUGCCGCCGCUGAGCAAGUUCGUGGUGUUCGUGCUCGACACGUCCGGCUCCAUGAUGGACCGCAAGAUCAUUCAGCUGCGGGAAGCCAUGCAGACCAUCCUCGGAGAACUGAACGAGGGCGACUACUUCAGCAUCGUUGAGUUUGAUUCCACUGUAACGGUCCAUGAUCUCAAAGAAGCGGAAGGCGAGCCCCCCAAACACCACUACUGGUACUCGUAUUUCGACGAACAAGAUAAGAAGGCGACACUGGUGCCGCCAUCUCAAGCUACUAAAGAAAAUAUCGACCGUGCUAAACGAAUCGUCAGCUGGCUUCAAGCGUCUGGAGGUACGAACAUCGGAAAAGCAUUAGAUGUGGCGGUGGACCUCAUCAACAAAGGGGUAGACUGGCAGACUGAGGUAACAGUCUCCGGCACCACCGAGACAACCACGUCAGCAGGCCCCUCAGAGGCUGCUGUCACAAGUACUACUGAAGUUGCCGCUAAGAAAGAAGCGAAAUCUUUGGAGCCAAUCAUAAUCUUCUUAACUGACGGCGACCCGACUGUCGGUGAGACUGAUCCUAAACGCAUAAUCACCCGCGUGCAGGAGAAGAACUCCGGACCAAACAAGGCUACCAUUUUCUCACUGGCUUUUGGCGAGGACGCGGACCGCAAGUUCCUGCGCAAGGUGUCCCUGCGUAACGGCGGCUUCAUGCGACACAUCUACGAGGCGGCGGACGCGGCGCUGCAGUUACGCGACUUCUACCGACAGAUCUCGUCACCGCUGCUGGCCGACCUCAAGUUCACAUACCCCUCUGGACAGGUGCGGUCGGAGUCGCUGACGCAGCACUCGUUCCCCACGUACUACGCGGGCUCGGAGCUGGUGGUGGCAGGACAGGUGCUGGACGUGCCUGAGCUGCAGCCGACUGUGCACGCCUUCUGCGGCGUACAAGACGGAUACGGCAGGAGACGCAUCGAGAUUGUACCGAAGGUGCCAAUAGAAAAGAAGAAGCAAGGCUACUUACCGUUGGAGCGGCUGUGGUCUUACCUCACUAUUAAACAGCUGCUGGACAAACGAGACGCUUCUGACGACAGCGACAAUGACGACAAAGAAAACUCCCCGGAGAAAAAGGCUCUAGCACUUGCAUUAAAGUACGAAUUCGUAACACCUCUGACAUCGCUGGUGGUAGUGAAGCCCAACGCUACAAACGCAGUCGACGCGGAGUCCGUAGACAAAGCAGCUGGACCUCUCAGCCUUUCCAGUGGUGCUCUAGCUCGGCCGAUGGCGAGUUACGGCGGGUUCGGCGGCGGCGUGAGCGCGAGUGCGUUCGGCAGUGUGGGCGCGGGCGGGUUCGCCGCACCCGCCGCUGUGUACACCGGCCUGGCUGGGCCGGCUUCCUCUGUCUUUGCCAGCCCCGAAAGUUAUUCGCUGGCCGCUGACGUCGAGGAUGCAGCGGAAUUAGAAGAAUAUGCGUUUGAAGGACCGGCAACUUUUUCGGCUUUCUCCAGAACCACUCCAUUACUAUACGCAUCCUCCAGGCCUGCGUUCUCGUUCUCAUCACAACAAGGUUGGAGAACUAAUACGUUUACCGCCAACACCAUGAGUGUUCCAAACAGAGGUGACAUGCUAAUGGUAGUUCCACGGACGACGACGAUACCGCCGAUCUUGCGGCCCAGUCUAGCCGACCUGCACCUGGACGGCUACACUUGGCUAGAGUCCUUGCUGGAUGCUAGUGCGAGCACCAUCCUGCUGCCUACCAAUGACACCACGAUCACUUUGAAAAUAGUCAAAGACUCUGUUAUACCCAAAGAAUCAAGUGGAGACGCAGAGUGCGCAAGCGCAGUAGGCGGUGGCGCCGGUGUGUGCGUGUACCUGUCGCGGUGUGACUCCGCGCGGGACAUUACUGUGGACGUGUAUAAAACUACAUACUGCUCCGUCAGCCAAGGAUAUGCGGGGGUGUGCUGCCAGCAGAAAAAAGUUGACAUAGUACAUUGAUUACGGAAAUACCGCGGCAAAAUAUGUAUUGUUGUUCUGAAAUUUUGUGAUUACUUGUAGAUACAUAAUUUAAUACUUAAAAUUAUUAUUGCUGUAAAAAUCUAACAAGAUGUACGGGGCGUACAAAGCUAUAAAACUAUCACGGUUGAAACGAAAAUAAAUACUUUUAUGAAACCGAUCGAUGCAACAUAAACUUGUGCCCUACAGUUAGAAAAAAGCAUAGGUAUUGUGUAAUUAUAAAAUGAUAAGUAGAAAUCAGUAAAAAUGCCGAAAACUUAUGGUGCUAGAUAAUGCAAUAGUGCCAUUUAUUAUAAUUAAAACAUGACCUACUGUUGUGAGAUGUACCUACUAUAACUAGUUCUCUUUUUAUACAAUUGAAUCUUAAAUAAAAAUAAGAUUAUUUUUAA